CCGUUAAAUGAUAAAAAGAAGAUCUUGCUCGAUCCGUCUUUGAUCCAAAAAAAUUUCAUCUUUUUUAUAACUUGUUGCAGAAGAAGAAGAUUAACACAGUGUUCACGAGGGAUAGAUUAAGGACAGAGAUUUUCUGGGUUUUAACUAUAGGGAAAUGAAUAUUGUUGGAUUAAGAAGCGAUCGGAGAAAGUAGAAAUCGGGAGAGGAAAGGGAUAUUCGAAACCCUAGAUCAUCUAUUUGAGAUCAAAAAGCUGUUAAAUUUGAGGGCUUUAGAUCGAAUUUGAUAUCUGGGGUUAAUGGGUUUUUUGAAGAAGUUAACGGGUAUACUUGGGUUUGGGCAUAACGAUGGUGGUGGUGGCCAUGGAGCUGUAAGAGAAGAAGAUGGUGAUGGUGGAGAUAACACUGGAACAGUUUCUGGUGAUGGAGAUAAACGCCGGGAAGAGAAUCAGACGAGGUUCCGUGAAACUGGACUUCCAAGGAAAGGUUUUGGUGUACCGGUUCAAGUUGCUGUUGAACGGUCUAAUCCUGGUCCUGUUCUUCAGCCUUGUGCUGCUUCAGAUGGUGGUAUUCAGGGACUACGUUGGUACUCAAUGCGGCUUAAGAUUGAUGAAGACGGAGAUGUUGCAGAUGAGUUCUUGGAAGAUCAUAACUGUAAGACUUUACCAAGAAAGUGCAAAACAAAAGCUGCAAAAGUGAGAGGUUUAGUGAUAUCUUCUGAUGGGAAACUUCAGCCACUAAUGCAUUGAACAAUGAGCACCAAAGAGAAAGAUUUGCUGAUUAGUGUGAUUGAAUCAGAGAAAGGUUAGAACUUAUGUUUCAUUAAUUUCGAGAUCAAUCCAUUAGAUUCCUGAUUUGAUUCUUGAGCACUUAAAAUGUUAUUUAACUGUGAAUUCAGUUUUUGAAAAUAGACAGUGAUUCUCUUUGGGAUUAUCUAAAAACAUUUGUGCAAUUAUUGAAAUUGUGUAUUACUACCAAGUUCUUUGUGUGCA
Messenger RNA from Arabidopsis lyrata subsp. lyrata, 989 nucleotides. RefSeq lists its product as uncharacterized. The record is from RefSeq and is a predicted model, not a curated record. The transcript is spliced from 2 exons. Lineage: Eukaryota; Viridiplantae; Streptophyta; Magnoliopsida; Brassicales; Brassicaceae. The coding region runs from base 297 to 746 and encodes 149 amino acids.